This is a messenger RNA of Rhincodon typus (whale shark), 436 nucleotides long. RefSeq names its product pre-B-cell leukemia transcription factor 1. Gene Ontology annotation, cellular component: nucleus. NCBI's taxonomy places the organism in Eukaryota, Metazoa, Chordata, Chondrichthyes, Orectolobiformes, Rhincodontidae. The transcript has 2 exons. Gene Ontology annotation, molecular function: DNA-binding transcription factor activity. The record is from RefSeq and is a predicted model, not a curated record. The annotation marks the transcript as partial.
UGCUCAGCAUCCGAGGUGUACAAGAAGAAGAGCCUCCAGACCCACAAUUGAUGAGACUAGAUAACAUGCUGUUGGCUGAAGGUGUGUCCGGGCCUGAGAAAGGUGGAGGAUCAGCAGCAGCUGCAGCAGCAGCAGCAGCAUCGGGUGGAUCGCCAAAUGAUAAUUCCAUUGAGCACUCUGACUACAGAGCCAAACUGACACAAAUUCGGCAGAUUUACCACUCAGAGCUGGAGAAAUAUGAGCAGGCAUGUAGUGAAUUUACCACACAUGUUAUGAACUUACUUCGCGAACAGAGUCGGACCAGACCUAUUUCACCAAAGGAGAUUGAGCGUAUGGUUUCUAUUAUCCACCGAAAAUUCAGCAGCAUCCAAAUGCAGCUAAAACAGAGCACAUGUGAAGCGGUCAUGAUCCUACGCUCUCGUUUCCUUGAUGCAAG